AUGGAGGAGGUGGAAGGUGUGGAGAAGGACCUGGGUGUGGCUGUCUUGGACACACAGGGUCUGAUACCCUGGAGCCCCUCCAUGGCCAAGCCAAGGGGGUUUCUCUUCGCCUGGAUCUUGGUCUCAUUUGCCUGUCAUCUGGCCUCCACCCAAGGAGCUCCUGAAGAUGUGGAUGUCCUCCAGCGGCUGGGCCUCAGCUGGACGAAGGCUGGGGGUGGCCGGAGCCCCGCACCCCCUGGUGUCAUUCCUUUCCCAUCUGGCUUCAUCUUCACACAACGGGCAAAGCUGCAGGCCCCCACAGCCAGUGUCCUUCCCACCACCCUGGGGCGGGAGCUGGCGCUGGUGUUGAGUCUCUGUUCUCACCGUGUGAACCAUGCCUUCCUCUUUGCCAUCCUCAGCAGGAAACACAGGCUGCAACUGGGUCUGCAGUUCCUCCCCGGCAGGACACUCGUCCACCUGGGGCCUCGGCAAGCUGUGGCCUUCGACUUGGAUGUACAUGAUGGGCGCUGGCACCACCUGGCCCUAGAGUUGCGUGGCCGCACAGUCACACUGGUGACAGCCUGUGGGCAGCACAGGGUACCUGUCCCACUGCCUUCCCAUAGGGACUCCGUGCUUGACCCUCAGGGCUCCUUUCUCUUGGGGAAGAUGAACUCCCGUGCUGUCCAGUUUGAAGGCGCACUCUGUCAGUUCAGCAUCCAUCCUGUGGCGCAGGUCGCUCACAAUUACUGUGCCCACCUGAGAGAGCGGUGCCGACAGGUGGACACAUAUGGCCCCCAGGUGGGAGCCCUCUUUCCUUGGGACUCUGGCCCAGCCUUUGCUUUGCAUCCUGAACCAGCCUUGCUUGGCCUGGGGAACCUGACCAGAACCCCAGCAACCUUAGCGGCCAGGCCUGUAAGCAGGGGACUCAUGGUGACUAUGGCUCCUGCCUUGCCCACCAAGCCCCUAAGGAUUGUCCACACAGACGUCUCUGAACCUAGCUCUUCCCAGACCCCACUGGCCAAACAGUUAGCCAGAAGAACACCUUCCUCUUCCCCUUCAGCUUCUCUGGCUAAUUCCACCAGGGUUUUUCAUCCAGCUGCUGCCCAGCCACGACAGAUCACAGCUACUAGCCCCACCAAACGUCCCCCCACCAAGCCUUCUGUGUCUUCCCUUUCAGUUACCCCCAUGAAAAGUCCCCAUGCAAUCCAGAAAACAGGUGCCCCUUCAUUCGCAAAGCCCGUUCUACCCACCCAGAAGCCAGCACCCCUCACCUCCCGCCUUGCACCUUCUAAGGCCUCUAGUCCCACUGUGAGGCCUGUCCAGAAGACUUUCGUGACACCCCGACCUCCAGCCUCCAGCCCCAAGCCCCUGCACCCUACUACUGGCUUAUCUAAGAAGUUCACUAACCCCACAGUAGCAAAAUCUAAGUCCAAGAUGAUCAGUUGGUCCGGCAAGCCGGUCUUGGCCCUCACCAGUGUCCCUAAGACUCUUCAUCAAACUGUUGUGUCCCAGUCCCCUGCUUCCUAUCUGGGCUCUCAGACACUGGCUACAGCCCUCCCUCCUUUGGGUGUUGGAAAUCCUAGGACGAUGCCUCCCACACACGACUCUGCUUCAUCUCCUGCUGGAAGCAAGAAAUUCACAGGACUGGAAGCCUCCAAGAAAACCAGACAUAAGAACAGCCCCCAGAAGCCCAUACCUCUUAGCUCUGGGAAGGCAGCCAGAGAUGCCUCUCCAAGAGACCUGACAACCAAGCCUAGCCAGCUGUCCACCCCAGCACUAGUCCUUGCCCCAGCCCACCUUCUGUCCUCCAGCCCCCAGCCCACCAGCAGCAGCUUCCCUUUCUUCCACCUGCCGGGCCCUACACCUUUCCUGAUGCUGAUGGGGCCUCCAGGCUCCAAGGGAGACUGUGGCUUGCCGGGCCCCCCUGGGCUUCCAGGAUUACCUGGAUCUCCGGGUGCACGAGGUCCUCGGGGUCCUCCUGGGCCAUAUGGGAACCCAGGCCCACCUGGCCCUCCUGGAGCCAAAGGACAGAAAGGGGACCCAGGACUCUCACCAGGACAGGCUCACGAUGGAGCAAAGGGCAACAUGGGCUUGCCUGGACUCUCCGGAAAUCCAGGACCCUUGGGACGGAAGGGACACAAGGGCCAUCCUGGAGCAGCAGGGCACCCUGGAGAACAGGGGCAGCCAGGACCUGAGGGCAGUCCAGGGGCCAAAGGUUACCCUGGCAGGCAGGGGUUCCCUGGACCUGUAGGAGACCCUGGCCCCAAAGGCAGCAGGGGCUACAUUGGGCUUCCAGGGCUCUUUGGCCUGCCAGGGUCGGAUGGAGAGAGGGGUCUCCCUGGUGUUCCUGGCAAGAGGGGCGAGAUGGGUAGGCCGGGCUUCCCUGGAGACUUUGGGGAAAGAGGCCCCCCUGGACUCGAUGGGAACCCUGGAGAAAUUGGCCUGCCAGGGCCACCAGGAGUUCUCGGGCUCAUUGGAGACAUGGGAGCAUUGGGUCCAGUUGGCUACCCAGGACCGAAAGGCAUGAAGGGACUGAUGGGCGGCGUGGGGGAGCCCGGACUGAAAGGUGAUAAGGGUGAACAAGGGGUGCCAGGUGUGUCGGGAGAUCCCGGCUUCCAAGGAGACAAGGGAAGUCAUGGCUUGCCAGGGCUCCCAGGUGCCCGGGGGAAGCCAGGGCCUCUGGGCAAACCUGGAGACAAAGGCUCACUUGGGUUUCCUGGACCUCCUGGACCUGAGGGUUUCCCAGGAGACAUUGGCCCCCCAGGGGAAAAUGGCCCUGAAGGCAUGAAGGGUAAGCCUGGAGCCCGAGGCCUACCUGGACCUCCUGGGCAGCUGGGGCCUGAGGGAGAUGAAGGACCCAUGGGGCCACCAGGAGUCCCUGGCUUGCAGGGUCAGCCUGGAAGGAAGGGGUUUCCUGGGAGGCCUGGCCUGGAUGGCUCGAAGGGGGAACCAGGGGAUUCUGGAAGGCCAGGACCUGUGGGCGAACAGGGGCUUAUGGGAUUUAUUGGUCUGACCGGAGAGCCUGGAAUUGUUGGGGAGAAGGGAGACCGUGGAGUGAUGGGACCUCCGGGCGCACCUGGACCCAAGGGGUCGAUGGGCCAUCCUGGAAUACCUGGUGGUACUGGGAAUCCUGGAGAGCCUGGACCCUGGGGCCCUCCAGGAUCUCGAGGUCCACCAGGCAUGAGAGGACCCAAGGGGCACCAGGGCCCUCGAGGACCUGAUGGACCAGCUGGGGAGCAGGGGUCGAAGGGCCUGAAGGGUCGUGUAGGACCUCGGGGCAGACCUGGCCAGCCAGGACAGCAGGGUGCAGCUGGUGAGCGAGGCCACUCAGGUGCAAAAGGCUUCCUUGGCAUCCCUGGCCCCUCAGGCCCUCCAGGUGACAAGGGCCUCCCAGGAGAACCGGGCUCUCAGGGACCUCAGGGGCCAGUUGGUCCUCCAGGAGAGAUGGGACCCAAGGGGCCGCCGGGUGCAGUGGGAGAACCUGGCCUUCCUGGGGACUCCGGCAUGAAGGGUGACCUUGGACCUCUGGGCCCCCCUGGGGAGCAAGGUCUCAUCGGGCAGCGGGGAGAGCCAGGCCUUGAGGGAGACCUUGGCCCCAUGGGACCAGAUGGCCUGAAGGGGGACAGAGGUGACCCAGGGCCUGAUGGCGAGCAUGGCGAAAAGGGCCAGGAAGGGCUGAAAGGAGAGGAUGGGCUCCCUGGGCCCCCAGGCAUUACUGGUGUCCGGGGUCGUGAAGGAAAGCCUGGCAAGCAGGGUGAGAAGGGCCAGAGGGGACCUAAGGGUGCCAAAGGCUACCAAGGACAGCUGGGAGAGAUGGGCAUCCCUGGAGACCCUGGGCCCCCUGGGACCCCAGGUCCUAAAGGGUCCCGGGGCACCCUAGGACCAAUGGGUGCUCCAGGACGGAUGGGAGCCCAAGGAGAGCCAGGAUUGGCUGGUUAUAAUGGACACAAGGGCGUCACAGGACCUCUCGGGCCUCCCGGACCCAAAGGCGAGAAGGGGGAGCAGGGCGAGGAUGGAAAGACGGAGGGGCCCCCUGGACCACCUGGAGAUCGGGGUCCUGUGGGUGAUCGAGGAGACCGUGGGGAGCCAGGCGACCCUGGAUACCCUGGUCAAGAGGGAGUUCAAGGCCUCCGUGGAGAACCAGGCCAGCAGGGCCAGCCUGGGCAUCCAGGACCCCGGGGGCGCCCAGGACCCAAAGGAUCAAAAGGCGAAGAGGGCCCAAAGGGAAAGCCAGGCAAGGCUGGGGCAUCAGGCCGGAGGGGGACCCAGGGGCUUCAAGGGCUGCCAGGGCCCCGAGGUGUGGUGGGGAGACAGGGCCCUGAGGGCAUUGCUGGGCCUGAUGGGAAUCCUGGCAGAGACGGCCGGCCAGGAUAUCAGGGAGAGCAGGGAAAUGAUGGAGACCCUGGCCCCGUGGGCCCUGCUGGGAGAAGAGGAAAUCCAGGUGUGGCUGGCUUGCCUGGAGCACAGGGGCCUCCAGGGUUCAAGGGUGAAAGUGGGUUACCUGGGCAACCGGGUCCCCCUGGAAAACGAGGGACAGAAGGUGGAACAGGGCUUCCUGGGAACCAGGGGGAGCCAGGAUCCAAAGGCCAGCCGGGUGACUCUGGCGAGAUGGGCUUCCCAGGAGUGGCUGGCCUCUUUGGACCCAAGGGCCCCCCUGGAGACAUUGGCUUCAAAGGCAUCCAAGGCCCUCGGGGGCCUCCUGGCUUGAUGGGAAAGGAAGGUAUCAUUGGCCCCCCCGGAAUGCUGGGACCUUCUGGACUCCCGGGUCCUAAAGGUGACAGAGGCAGCCGAGGAGACUGGGGACUGCAAGGCCCAAGGGGUCCUCCUGGUCCGAGGGGCCGGCCAGGUCCUCCGGGCCCUCCUUGGCAUCCCGUCCAGUUUCAACAAGAUGAUCUUGGGGCAGCUUUCCAGACAUGGAUGGAUGCUCACGGAGCAGUCAGAUCGGAGCAGGGGUACAGCUAUCCGGACCAGCUGGUGCUAGACCAGGGAGGGGAGAUCUUCAAAACCUUACACUACCUCAGCAACCUCAUCCAGAGCAUUAAGACGCCCUUGGGCACCAAGGAGAACCCAGCCCGGGUCUGCCGGGACCUCAUGGACUGUGAGCAGAAGAUGGCAGAUGGUACCUACUGGGUGGACCCCAACCUCGGCUGCUCCUCUGACACCAUUGAAGUCUCCUGUAACUUUACACACGGUGGGCAGACGUGCCUGAAGCCCAUCACUGCCUCCAAGGCGGAGUUUGCUGUUAGCCGGGUCCAGAUGAAUUUCUUGCACCUGCUCAGCUCUGAGGGGACACAGCACAUCACAAUCCACUGCCUGAACAUGACAGUGUGGCAGGAGGGACCGGAGCGCCCUUCUGCCAGGCAAGCCGUGCGCUUCCGUGCCUGGAAUGGACAGGUCUUUGAAGCUGGGGGCCAGUUCAGACCAGAGGUGUCUAUGGAUGGCUGCAAGGUCCAUGAUGGCCGCUGGCAUCAGACACUGUUCACCUUCCGGACCCAGGACCCCCAGCAGCUGCCCAUCGUCAGUGUGGACAACCUCCCACCUGUCUCAUCAGGGAAGCAGUACCGCCUGGAAGUUGGACCUGCAUGCUUCCUCUGACCUCUGACCUCUAGGCUCAUCUAAGCCUUGUGGGGGAAGGGAAGAGAUGGGGACAGCUGGUCCCAGGAGAUGCAGGCCUUUGCCUUAGGACCCUGGUGCAGGUCCCAGCUGUUAUCUGCUCAGCAGGAGCUGAGGAGUUGUAGGUCUGAGGCUGUCCUGGAGAACCACCCAUCCCAGCUCAGCCCCAAGAACCAACCAAAGAGCCAGUCAGAAGCAAGCUGGGCUUGCAGCCCACUCCAGCCCAUGGCCCGUUGCCCAGCUCUGUAGACACCCCUGUUCCCCAACUGCCCAAAGAUCCCCCCAUUGAUGCCACCUCAAGGGAAGGGGGCAUGUUGCCAGCUGGUCCCUGCUAGGGAGCUUUUGAUGUGCAAUAUUAGAAAGGAGACAUGGAAAAAAGGAGGAGGGAAAGGAAAGAAAGAAAUCUAUCUAUAUAUAUUAUUUAAACAAAGAGAAGGUGUGUUACUAUUUUUUCACUUGGGAGAGGCAAGGAAGAACAAGAGAAGCUGGGGGUGUGGAGAGGCAGACCCCCCCCAGGCUGGGGUGCUGGCCCCUGGGCUGGGGUGCUGGCCCCUAGACUAGGGUGCUGUGUGCUACCUCCCACUGUGAAAUCGCUGGUGCUCACAAUUGUCUCUUGUAAUGUAUGUGAUUUUUUUUUUUUAAGGAGAAAAAGAAACUUAUUUAAGAUUCUGAAGGUGCUACUAUUUUUGUUGCCACAGGCUUUAAAGAAACUUUCUGAGUGGGGCCUGGCCCACUGAUCCUUCUCUCCUCCAAAUGGGGAGUUAAAAAUGUUACUAGCGUCGCCCGCCCAUGCAAUCCGCUGAAAAGGAAGAAAAAAAUGGAAAAAAGAAAAGAAAGAAAAGAAAAAAGAAAAAAACAAAAAACAAAAAAAUCCUCCCAGAAACCAGAAGUAGAGAGAUUUCUGCUAAUUCUGGACUUUGAAGCAUAUGUCUUUUGAGGCAGCAUUUUGAUGUGGCCCUCCUUGCUUCUGGAGGGGCUUGGUUCCCUUUAGAAAACCUGCCCUGGGAGAAGACUUCUUGAUUUUGAGGAAGAUCCUUGGUUAGGGAUGAUCUUGAAGGUGGGCUAAGUCCAGAGCCAUCCCAGAAGCCAGGUGAUGUCCCAAGGUCUUCCCUCCCAGGAGCCCGGCCUUCCAAGUGCAGCCAACUUACUGCUUUUACAAUAUUGCACAGCUGUGUAGAGCCCCAGUGUUCUUUCCCAUAGGUGCCAAUUUGGGUGGGGAGGAAGGAACAAUUAUGGGAACCCCAUCUGUCUUUCAUGCAACCUAAACAAGUCAGGACCCCAAUUGGAUUUUGAAGUUAUUUUAACUAUGGAAUUAUUUUUUUAUAAGAAAGAUGGAUGUAAAAGUCUAUAUUUGUGUGUUUCUAAAGUUGUGCCUUGUGGGGGAAUUGGAUUCAAUUUUAAUUAUUUAAUACCUCACUCUCACCCACCCUUCCCCGUAUACUGCCUGUGUGCCCUGGCCUGUCCCCCAAGCCUAGAAGUGCUUUUUGUUGUCUGGUCCCCAUCUGAGUGCUGUUCCCUGUGUCCCCUCCUGUGUCUUGCUCUGUCUCCAUGUCACUUGAUGUGUAUUCACUGUUGUUCUUUCGUUUCUGUCUAAAUGUCAGUGUGUUCAAACCCCCAGUAGGUUCUAUUUCUCCCGUUCCCUUCUGGACUUUAAAUAAAUAUUUAAAACAGAG
This is a messenger RNA of Arvicanthis niloticus (Nile rat), 7265 nucleotides long. Lineage: Eukaryota; Metazoa; Chordata; Mammalia; Rodentia; Muridae. The record is from RefSeq and is a predicted model, not a curated record.